GAGCGUGCCUCGGUUGUCAAACAUGGCUGAACUGCCGCUGCUGCCGCUACUGCUGCUGCAGGGAAAAUGCUGAGCCCUCCCGGGCCCGGUGGGCGGCGGCGGCGAGGGCGGCGACGGGCACCCGCUUCCCGGGCGCGGCGGCGGCGGCCAUGGCCCGGCUGGCCGACUACUUCAUCGUAGUAGGUUACGAUCACGAGAAGCCAGGGUCAGGAGCAGGUCUGGGGAAAAUAAUCCAGAGAUUUCCACAGAAGGACUGGGAUGAUACACCUUUUCCACAGGGAAUUGAAUUGUUUUGUCAGCCCAGCGGAUGGCAGCUGUCCAGAGAGAGGAAGCAGCCGACGUUUUUUGUGGUGGUCCUAACAGAUAUUGACUCAGAUCGACAUUACUGCUCAUGCCUAACCUUCUAUGAGGCAGAGAUCAAUCUUCAGGGAACAAAGAAGGAAGAGAUUGAAGGUGAAGUGGAAGUGUCUGGUUUAAUUCAGCCUGCAGAAGUGUUUGCUCCCAAAAGCCUGGUGUUGGUAUCCAGAUUAGAUUAUCCAGAAAUUUUUAGGGCUUGCCUGGGUUUGAUCUACACUGUAUAUGUGGACAGUCUGAAUGUCUCUUUGGAAAGCCUCAUUGCAAAUCUGUGUGCGUGCCUUGUCCCAGCGGCUGGAGGGUCUCAGAAGCUGUUUUCCUUGGGUGCAGGAGAUAGACAGCUGAUUCAGACUCCCUUGCAUGACAGUCUUCCUGUUACAGGCACUAGUGUGGCUCUCCUGUUCCAGCAGCUCGGAAUUCAAAAUGUCCUCAGCCUCUUUUGUGCAGUCCUCACAGAAAAUAAGGUUCUCUUCCAUUCCGCAAGUUUCCAGAGACUUAGUGAUGCUUGCAGAGCUCUGGAAUCUUUAAUGUUUCCUCUUAAAUAUAGUUACCCUUAUAUUCCUAUUCUCCCAGCUCAGCUAUUGGAAGUUCUAAGUUCUCCAACACCUUUCAUUAUUGGAGUACAUUCUGUCUUUAAAACUGACGUCCAUGAACUUUUAGAUGUAAUCAUAGCAGAUUUGGAUGGAGGCACUAUUAAAAUUCCUGAAUGUAUUCACCUCUCUUCCCUCCCGGAACCACUUCUGCAUCAGACUCAAGCAGCUCUUUCUUUGGUUCUGCACCCAGAUUUGGAAGUGGCAGAUCAUGCUUUUCCCCCUCCACGAACAGCUUUAUCCCACUCAAAAAUGCUGGAUAAAGAAGUACGUGCAGUUUUUCUUAGAUUAUUUGCACAACUUUUCCAAGGAUAUAGAUCGUGCCUACAACUUAUAAGAAUUCAUGCAGAACCAGUAAUACAUUUUCACAAGACAGCUUUCUUGGGGCAGCGUGGUUUGGUUGAGAAUGAUUUCCUUACUAAAGUUCUCAAUGGAAUGGCAUUUGCAGGUUUUGUUUCAGAAAGAGGCCCUCCCUAUAGAUCCUGUGAUCUCUUUGAUGAGUUGGUAGCUUUUGAAGUAGAGCGAAUUAAAGUUGAAGAAAAUAACCCAUUGAAGGUGAUAAAGCAUGUCAGAGAACUUGCUGAGCAACUAUUCAAAAAUGAGAAUCCAAAUCCUCAUAUGGCAUUUCUGAAAGUUCCACGCCCAACAGAAGGAUCCCACUUGCGAGUUCAUAUUCUGCCUUUCCCAAAGAUUAAUGAAACCCGGGUGCAGGAAUUAAUAGAGGAACAUUUUGCUAAGAACCAGAAUGCACCUCCUGCUUCACGAGUGGAAAAGAAAUGUGUUGUGCCGGCAGGUCCACCUGUUGUUUCGAUAAUGGAUAAGGUGACAACAGUUUUCAACAGUGCACAGAGAUUGGAAGUUGUUAGAAACUGCAUCUCAUUUAUAUUUGAAAAUAAAACAUUGGAGACUGAAAAGACCCUUCCUGCUGCCCUGAGAGCCCUUAAAGGAAAGGCAGCAAGACAAUGUCUCACUGAUGAACUGGGUUUGCAUGUCCAGCAAAACCGGGCAAUAUUAGACCAUCAACAAUUUGACUACAUAAUAAGGAUGAUGAACUGUACGCUACAGGAUUGUUCAAGUUUAGAGGAAUAUAACAUUGCUGCAGCAUUACUCCCUUUGACCAGUGCUUUCUAUAGGAAACUGGCGCCUGGAGUCAGCCAAUUUGCUUACACCUGUGUGCAGGACCACCCCAUCUGGGCGAAUCAGCAGUUUUGGGAGACAACCUUUUACAAUGCAGUGCAGGAGCAAGUUCGCUCACUGUAUCUCUCAGCCAAGGAAGACAAUCAUGCCCCAUAUCUGAAGCAAAAGGAUAAGCUUUCUGAUGACCAAUAUCAGGAGAAGACAGCAAUGGACCUGGCAGCUGAGCAGCUCCGUCUGUGGCCUACUCUGAGCAAAUCAAGUCAGCAAGAGCUGGUGCAGCGUGAGGAAAGCACUGUCUUCAGUCAGGCCAUUCACUUUGCAAACCUCAUGGUCAACCUUCUGGUUCCACUGGAUACAAGUAAAAAUAAGCUUCUAAGAACGUCGGCACCAGGCGACUGGGAGAGUGGGAGCAACAGCAUUGUCACAAACAGUAUUGCAGGAAGUGUAGCUGAGAGCUAUGAUACAGAAAGUGGAUUUGAAGAUUCAGAGAAUAAUGACAUUGCCAAUUCUGUUGUGCGUUUCAUAACCCGAUUUAUUGACAAGGUUUGUACAGAGAGUGGAGUUACUCAGGAUCACAUCAAGAGUCUUCAUUGCAUGAUCCCAGGAAUUGUAGCUAUGCACAUUGAGACCCUCGAAGCAGUGCAUCGAGAGAGUAGAAGACUUCCACCUAUACAGAAGCCCAAGAUUCUUAGACCUGCUCUACUGCCAGGAGAAGAAAUUGUUUGUGAAGGUCUUCGUGUCCUACUGGAUCCUGAUGGAAGAGAAGAAGCUACCGGGGGCCUUCUUGGAGGCCCCCAGCUGCUGCCAGCAGAAGGAGCCUUGUUCCUCACCACAUACAGAAUUCUGUUCAGAGGGGCUCCCCAUGAUCAGCUAGUUGGCGAGCAGACAGUUGUGCGAAGUUUUCCCAUUGCCUCCAUCACCAAGGAAAAGAAGAUUACAAUGCAGAACCAGCUACAGCAGAACAUGCAAGACGGACUGCAGAUCACAUCAGCAUCUUUUCAGUUGAUUAAAGUAGCAUUUGAUGAAGAAGUGAGUCCAGAAGUAGUAGAGAUUUUUAAGAAGCAGUUGAUGAAGUUCCGUUAUCCUCAGUCCAUUUUCACCACCUUUGCUUUUGCUGCUGGACAAACUACCCCACAGAUAAUUUUACCCAAACAGAAGGAAAAGAACACUUCCUUUCGCACUUUCUCAAAAACGAUUGUGAAAGGUGCCAAAAGGGCAGGGAAAAUGACAAUUGGGCGUCAGUAUCUAUUGAAGAAGAGGACAGGGACAAUUGUGGAAGAGAGAGGGAAUCGUCCUGGAUGGAAUGAAGAAGAUGACAUAUCUGGAUCCUCUUCAAAAGGAAGUUUUCAAUCUUCUACUUUGAGCUAUAUCAUUUCUUCAAAACCUGUUUCUGCCAUCACAGUUUCAGAUGAAAGUGAACUCCCCACAAGCACCACUCUGAAGGCCUCAGAGAAGUCUACGAUGGAACAGUUGGUAGAAAAAGCUUGCUUCCGAGACUAUCAGCGUUUAGGUUUGGGAACCAUAAGUGGCAGUUCUUCUCGCUCAAAACCAGAGUAUUUUCGAAUCACUGCCUCCAACAGGAUGUAUUCACUCUGCCGGAGCUAUCCUGGCCUUCUGGUUGUACCUCACGCUGUACAGGACAGUAGUUUACCAAGAGUAGCCCGCUGCUAUCGCCACAAUCGCCUGCCUGUUGUAUGCUGGAAGAACUCAAGAAGCAGUACCCUUCUCCUCCGAUCUGGAGGGUUCCAUGGCAAGGGAGUAGUUGGGCUUUUCAAAUCUCAGAACUCCCCUCAGUCAGCUCCUACCUCCUCUUUAGAAUCUUCCAGCAGCAUAGAACAAGAAAAGUACUUGCAAGCCUUACUGAGUGCAGUUUCUGUCUAUCAGAAACUCAGUGGUAAUAACACGCUUACUGUCAGGCCAGCACUUGCUCUGUCUCCAGGGCCUGAAAGGAGGACUUCAAGAAUGUCCACUGUGCUUAAGCAGGUAGUGCCAGGACAUUUGGAUGUAAACCCAUCCAAUAGCUUUGCUCGAGGAGUGCAUGGGUACAGAGAUAAAUGUUUUACUCAGUCAAAUCCCAAAUCUUCAACUAAGGGAAGAGUCCAUAAUCAAGGUGUAUGGGCAAGUCUGCGCUCUAGCACUCGCCUGAUCAGUUCUCCAACGUCCUUCGUUGAUGUUGGUGCCCGGCUGGCCGGCAAGGAUCACUCAGCCUCCUUUAACAACAGCACCUACCUGCAAAACCAGCUCUUGAAACGCCAAGCAGCCCUUUAUAUAUUUGGUGAAAAGUCACAACUAAGGAACUUUAAGAUAGAAUUUGCUUUAAAUUGUGAGUUUGUUCCUGUUGAAUUUCAUGAUAUCCGACAAGUGAAAGCCAGUUUUAAAAAGCUGAUGAGGGCUUGUGUCCCAAGCACCAUUCCUACUGACUCAGAAGUGACCUUCCUAAAAGCCCUGGAAGACUCUGAAUGGUUUCCACAGCUUCACAGGAUAAUGCAGCUAGCUGUGGUUGUAUCAGAAGUGCUUGAGAAUGGUUCCUCGGCUUUGGUCUGUUUGGAAGAAGGCUGGGACAUCACCGCACAAGUGACAUCCCUGGUUCAGUUACUCAGUGAUCCCUUUUAUAGAACACUUGAAGGCUUCCGGAUGUUGGUCGAAAAAGAGUGGCUCUCUUUUGGCCAUAAAUUCAGUCAACGGAGCAGCUUGACCCUCAACUGUCAGGGUAGUGGUUUUACUCCAGUCUUCCUCCAAUUCUUAGACUGCGUACACCAGGUUCACAACCAGUAUCCAACUGAGUUUGAAUUCAAUCUCUAUUACUUAAAGUUCUUGGCUUUCCACUAUGUAUCUAAUCGCUUUAAAACAUUUCUCCUGGAUUCAGACUAUGAAAGAUUAGAGCACGGAACUUUAUUUGAUGACAAAGGAGAUAAACAUGCCAAAAAAGGAAUUUGUAUCUGGGAGUGUAUUGACAGAAUGCACAAGAGGAGUCCCAUUUUCUUUAAUUAUUUAUAUUCACCAAUGGAAAUAGAGGCCCUGAAGCCCAAUGUAAAUGUCUCCAGCCUCAAGAAGUGGGAUUACUACGUAGAGGAGACCCUUUCCACAGGGCCUACGUAUGACUGGAUGAUGCUGACCCCCAAGCAGCUCCCCUCUGAGGACUCUGAACUGGCCGGAGAUACUGGGCCCCAGAGCCACAGGAGAACAGUGUGGCCGUGCUAUGACGAUGUCAGCUGUUGUCAGCCGGAUGCGCUCACCAGCCUCUUCAGUGAAAUUGAAAGAUUGGAGCAUAAACUGAACCAAACCCCUGAGAAGUGGCAGCAGCUGUGGGAAAGGGUAACCGUGGACCUUAAAGAAGAGCCCAGAGCAGACCGUCCCCAGAGACACCCUUCAGGCUCCCCUGGAAUUGUGUCCACCAACCUACCUUCCUAUCAGAAGAGGUCUCUGCUGCACCUCCCAGACAGCAGCAUGGGGCAGGAGCAGGGUGCCAGCCCCGCCCCAUCCAAUGGAGUGGACCGGAGAGCAGCCACGCUGUACAGCCAGUACACGUCCAAGAAUGAUGAAAACAGGUCCUUUGAAGGAACACUUUACAAAAGAGGAGCUCUGCUGAAAGGUUGGAAGCCCCGCUGGUUCGUUUUGGAUAUAACAAAACAUCAGCUGCGAUACUAUGACUCGGGUGAGGACACAAGCUGUAAAGGCCACAUUGACCUGGCAGAAGUAGAGAUGGUUGUCCCUGCUGGCCCCAGCAUGGGGGCCCCAAAGCACACAAGCGACAAGGCCUUCUUUGAUCUCAAGACCAGCAAACGUGUGUAUAACUUCUGUGCCCAGGACGGACAGAGUGCCCAGCAGUGGAUGGACAGAAUCCAGAGCUGUAUCUCUGAUGCCUGAUGCCCAUGAUCCACCCAAACAGAAAAGGGAGGAAAGACUCAUGCCGCCAAAUAGGAAAAAAGCGCAUGAGCCGUUGAGGAGCUGACAGCUUCCUGUUGGGUUCUGUUGAAGCAACCCAGGGCCUGAGCUUCUCCUGCCCAGUCUUACCCAGUUCCCUUUCAGCAGUUGCUGUGUUUACUUAGCCUGAGUGGAUGUGCCACACAGGUCUGAUCAAGAGCCCCAGGCACUCCCUGAGUCUUGCACUAGUUGUUCUAACAGGGUCUUAGUGGUUAGGGAUCAGAAGAAUGCUUCCUGAGCCAACUGUCAUCCAUCCCGUAGGCAAAAUGGCUACCACCCACUUGGGUCCUUCUUCACGAAAGUUGGAUCCUUUUUGCUCUCCAAGGUCAUAGUUUCCUUGGAGUGCUUUCUAACAAGCAAAACUCAAAACCCUCCAAGAUUGGUUACAUUCUGCAUAGAGAAGGUUUCCCGUCAGAGGCUCCUGCUCUAGGGCCCGACCUUGGAGAUGCUCAGUUCUCUGGUGCUCCCAGAAGGUUCUUCUUGCUGGGCCAUUGGGGUUCACAUUGGUGCUCAGUGGCAGGAAAGAGGGCCACACAGGAUUAUCCUGAUGGGAAGAUUGUCCAGGGAAUGAUGCAAAACUGACCAGGCCAAUGCAGGGAAGUAGUGCUUCCAAAACCCUGGCUUCUCUGAGGGUCCAGGGCCCUGUGUUCCUGUGUAUUCUUCUGCUCCCUGCCAGCUUCUCACGCGGAAUAACAUGCAGAACGCUGAAUGCACUAACCCACAGAACAAACCCAUGCACUGACCUCCUGAUGAGGACGUUGGAAAGACAGAGCCAGCUGUUCAUGACCACACGCCUGUGACGAGGGCUGGUGUGGACCGCAGCACACUGCGGCUUGAUCAGAAACCCAAACAACACUUCUGCACGUGGACAGUAAGAACUGGUUUUAGAUUUUCUUUACUUUUGGUAACCAUGUGUUUGAUCAGCUUCAGAUCUGCGGAAUGCUGUUCGUUCAUGAGGAACAGAAGCAGCAUCUCUGAUCCAGGCACUGCGGCCACCUGGAGUCAGAGGUAGCUAGGUCAUUGCAUUUGUUUUGGAAUGUUAAUAUGUUAAAUACCAAACUAAUAUUUCAAAAAUGUGUAUAUAUGAUUUCUGUAUCCUUGUUUUUCAGAUAGUCUGCUUAUAAUUUAAUAUAAAAUUAACUAAACUGAUUCAGUCAUAAGAUUUCAGUAGCGAAAUGGUUCCCUUUCUAAAAACAUAACCACUUUGACUUUGUAGGUUAAAAAUAAAUCAGCUAUUCAAGUUUAAAAUUAUCUACACACUAGGAAAUAGAACUGUUAAUAUAUAAGAAAUUGGGAGAAUAAUAAGAAUGAAGGAUUUUCUAUCAUUUUCAUUUUAUAAAUUGCCACCUGUGAAAAUGGUUUUUGCACAUUAUUUGUAUUUUUUCUUUGUAUAUGAAAUAAUUUUUUGUACUAUGUAAAAUAUGGAGCCCAUUGUACCUUCAGCUAUUUGAAACUACACAGUGCUUCUUUUGUAACUGGAUUCUUUUAACUUUCAUGAAGGCGUUACAUGCCUUACAUUCACUAACCACCUCGAAUUAAACUUAUUUCUU
Molecule: messenger RNA, 7555 nt
Organism: Rhinolophus ferrumequinum (greater horseshoe bat)
Lineage: Eukaryota; Metazoa; Chordata; Mammalia; Chiroptera; Rhinolophidae
Gene: SBF2
Product: SET binding factor 2
Exons: 42
Coding region: 150-5948 (1932 amino acids)
Source: RefSeq, a predicted model, not a curated record